Molecule: messenger RNA, 3357 nt
Organism: Penaeus monodon (black tiger shrimp)
Lineage: Eukaryota; Metazoa; Arthropoda; Malacostraca; Decapoda; Penaeidae
Product: F-box only protein 21-like
Exons: 10
Coding region: 1-1914 (637 amino acids)
Molecular function (GO): DNA binding; protein binding
Source: RefSeq, a predicted model, not a curated record
AUGGAGUCCUUGGACCAAGCGGGUCUCCUGGACCUUCCUGAUGAGCUGCUCCUCAAGAUCGUAUCCUGCAGGGUCAUUACGGUUCAGGAUUUGGGCAGAGGAGCGGCCACUUGCACGAGAUUGAGAAAUGUCAUCGCAACACAGGAUUUGUGGAGAAAGAAAAUCGAGCAGUACCACCCAAAAGUCUGGGACCAACUGCCAAGCAAUGCAGGAAUCCAGGACUGGAGACAAGAGGUGCAGACCAUGAAGCAUUUGGAGGUAGAAAUUCACAAGUUGGUGACGAGCCUAAGCAAGAGUCUCUACAAGCAACUGAACCUCACCACUCCGGUCUAUGGGGAUAUUGAUGUCCUGCUGUCUUCAGGCGCUUACAAUCCAAUUUACAUCUUAGACAUUUUACGACAGAUUAUUGAUGACGGAGAACAGCAUCCAACGAAACCUGUGGAGCCAGAGGUUAGACAGCAGCCGGCACCACCUGUGCAACCAAGGCCAAACUGGCAAAGAGUAUUACCUGCAAAUGGUAAAAAUUCUCACUCCAGAAGGCCAGUAUAUGACAACUUGACAAAUAAGUACUAUGCGUUAAAAGUCAUGAGUGAAGUGUAUCAAGGAGCCUGCAGGUGCGAGUGGGAGAAGUUUGUUGCCCGUCCAUCAGCUGAGCAGAGCAUUGAAGUUGGUGCAAUCCUGAUGGCUCGUUGGUUCCAACCACACACUGACAUUAGCAUAAAGCAGAUGACCAGUGUGAUUGAUGGUAUAGCUGAGCAAUGUCGCGAACAGCUGCGAAUUAAUCACCCUAAUCAUCCAGCCCUCUCUGUGCCCUUAACACCCGCUGGAGAAGUACUGACAGAAUCACGCUGGUCCUAUGAGAAGACAGUGCAGCUGUUUAAGUGUAUUAAUCACGUCCUUUAUCAUCAAAUGAAAAUGACUGGUAACAGCGAAGAUUAUUAUAAUCUCAAGAAUUCAUUAAUAAAUGAAGUGCUCACUUCCAAGAAAGGUAUACCAAUCUCACUAAGCAUUCUAUAUAUGGCCGUAUGCCACCGCCUCGGCAUCUUGCUCGAACCUGUAAACUAUCCGUCACACUUUGUCAUGAAAUGGAAGAUGCCCAGUGUAGAUGAUUAUGAAUACAUAGAUGCAUUCAACAAAGGGAGACGGCUAACAAGACAACAGUUGUUAAAGGAACUUCCUCUUGGAUCUGUUAGCGACCAAGUACUUCUUACAACCUGUGAUGCAAAGUCAGUCUUGCAACGCAUGGUCAGGAACAUUAUGAACAUAGCACAGAUGCAGGCUCAUAUUUCCGACCACAUGGAAUUGUUCUGCUCGGCCACAGAACUCAUGAGCCUUCUUAUGCCUAAUGAUCGCAGCAUCCAAGAAUUGUUGCUAAGAAUAUACUACACUUUAGGAAAACACUAUGACCGCAUCGUGGCUGGAUGUAGACGCUUGCUGAAAGAAGGGCCAUCAACAAUACUAGAGAAGAUGCUUGAUGAAAGCGAGUGCAUUCUAGUGAGCAUGAUUCCUACGAUGGAAACCAUUCACCCUAAUCCAAGAUACAAAGAAGUUUCCUACGCCACUGGAAUGGUUAUGCAGCACAAGCGUUACCACUACACAUGUGUGAUAUUUGGCUGGGACAGGGAGUGCCAGAUGUCAUCUGACUGGGUGCAGCAAAUGGGGGUCUAUAAUCUCCUGUAUAAGACAAAACAGCCAUUUUACAAUGUAUUGGUGUAUGAUGGCUCACAUAGAUACGCUGCACAAGAGAAUUUGGAAAUUGCAACAGAUCCCAGACCCAUACCGCACUCAGAUAUUGGCAAAUAUUUCAAGAAAUUCACUGGAACGCACUACAUACCCAACGCAGAGCUCGAGCAAGAGUAUCCAGAAGACAAAGCUGUCAGAAAUGAACUGCUUCGAAUCCGGGGAUGGUUAUAGCAUUAUAAUAACAUUUUACUACAGAGCAUAUGUUGGGAUUAACUCAUUAGUGUCAGUGUGGAUGUAUGCAUGCAUUAUUGAUGUUGUUUUUUGAUUUUGCUUAACCAUAGAUGAUCCAGAAGCACUACUUGAGCAUAGCAAUUACCUUUCCUUGAAUUUUUUUGAAGGGAGAUUCUUAUAUAUAGUACUGUUAUUAUUGAUAAUGCUGUUAUAAUAACAGUGAUGAUAACAAUAGUGUUCACAGCAAUAAUGAUAAUUUUUUUUGUCUUUUGUCUUUUUCUUGUUCUUUCCUUCUUUCAAAUUUUCAAGGAAUAGGGUAAACAGGCAAGAUCAAGUAGGGCUUAGUAUUCCUUGCUGACUAAAGACAUGUGAUGCUGUCUAUGGAUAUUCAAAAUCGAUAAAACAAAAUCAAAGGAUAAUGCAUGUACCUAUUGCCAGUAGGUUAAAAAUAAGUUUUGUAUGGAACACAAACAAAUAUGUCUGUGUACAAUUUACCCCUCGGUCUAAAGAGAUUUUUAUUGUAUCUUUUGUCACAAAGUUCAAAUAUUUAGGUUCUAUUCGUAUUUAAAGUAUCCUAAGAACAUUGUCAUUAUCACUGAAAAUAUCUCAUGUGAAGUGAAUCCUCUAUACUGCAUUCGGUUGAGAUUAUGUUCUUUUUACGUUGUUUUCUGUAGAUAAAACUCACAGAUGAAUUAAGAAAGUGACAGGUAACCUCCUUUCUUCCCUUUUCAUAUAUCUCACUGAUCCUCAUAAUCUAUACAACUGUAACUCAGGAAAAUUCAUUAGAAAACACUGUUAGUGUAAUAGUUACAGAGAAUGUAGAAAAAUAUGUGCAAAUUGCCUAAGUGAAUUAAUUAAGUAAGCAUGGCUAUGUGUAUGGGUGUGUAAAGGAACACAGAUUCAGAUUUUUAUUUUAUCGUGAUAUUUACAAAAAACAUGAAGCCUCUGAUUAAAUAAGUUUUCUGUUAAUGGUACCCUCAGUUUUCUUUACUGGCAAAAACUUUGAUCUUUAAUAUUCCCAGAAUCUAAUAGAUAAUUUAACAUUUCUUUGUGUAUUUGGCUAAUUCAAAUUAUUCGCAUUUUUUUUUGUGUGUGUAGUGUCUUUUAUUCUAUAUUCUUUGCACUAUAAAAGUAAUUAUAAUAAUCUUAAUAUCAUGUAAACAAUAUCCUGGACAUUUUCUGUAAUAAAUAAGCUAAGAUUACAGUUAAAAUAAUGCUUGUCAGAGUUCAUUGAUCUAGGACUGAAAGAUUUUGUAUAUAGGAUUAAAAACAGUAAUAAACUUGACAGUUAUUGUUAACUAAGUCGUAUAAAAAUAUGUUAUUUAGCUCAAGUUUUUUACUAGAAGCCCAGAAAUUGACACUGAAUAGAGCAUUUUGAGUUCAAUAGGUAUGUUGAAGGCAGUGACCUAUAAUGUAAUAAAUUAUUGUUGAUUUAAUAAUCAA